Molecule: messenger RNA, 981 nt
Organism: Larimichthys crocea (large yellow croaker)
Lineage: Eukaryota; Metazoa; Chordata; Actinopteri; Sciaenidae
Product: odorant receptor 131-2
Exons: 2
Coding region: 1-981 (326 amino acids)
Biological process (GO): G protein-coupled receptor signaling pathway; detection of chemical stimulus involved in sensory perception of smell
Cellular component (GO): membrane
Molecular function (GO): olfactory receptor activity; G protein-coupled receptor activity; odorant binding
Source: RefSeq, a predicted model, not a curated record
AUGAAUUCCUCAUCUUAUGACUAUAAUGUGUCGAGUCCUCCGAGUUAUCGAGACUCCUACAACACAGCUGUGGCCAAAAAUGUGAUUGUGCUGGCUCUUGGCCUGACCAUAAACUAUAUGAAUGCUACCCUGAUUCACACCUUCAGAAAACACCAGGUAUUUUACGUGAAUCCUCGUUACAUCUUAUUCAUCCACCUGGUGGUUAACGACAUGAUCCAGCUGACUACAACAAUAAGUCUCUUCGUCUUUAGUUAUGUCUUCUACAAAAUCAACGUUUCCUUUUGUUGCGUCAUCCUCACCUGUGCUGUGUUCACCACCCUCAACACUCCGUUAAAUUUAGCCGUCAUGGCGGUGGAAUGUUACAUCGCGAUUUGUUUACCACUGCGACACACCGAGUUGUGUACGAUCAAAAGGACGUACAUUCUGAUUGGCUGGAUUUGGGCCAUGAGUGCAGUCUCAACCCUGCCGGAUGUGUUUAUUAUUCUGGCAACAGAGCCCGUGCAGUUAUUUUAUUCCACAAUCUUUUGUGCUAAGAACAACCUGUUCAGACACCCCAUACACUUAAAAAAGAGAGAUGUUUCCUACAUUAUUUACCUCAUUGGAGUUUGGCUCACUCUCUUCAUCACUUAUUUCAAGAUCUUUAUAGCUGCUAAAGAAGCUAAAGCUGCUAAAUCAACUGAUGGAGACACAAAGAAGGCCAGGAAUACAAUCCUGCUCCAUGGCUUCCAGCUGCUGUUGUGUAUGCUGACCUAUGUAUCUCCUUUGGUACAAAAGGCUCUGUUCUACUGGUUUCCUAAACAUUUUUCACAUGUACUUUUUGUUGCCUACAUCCUCGUCCAGAUCACUCCCCGGUUUGUCAGUCCUAUUGUGUACGGCCUACGAGACAAGACGUUUAGACAGCACUUAAAAAAGUAUCUGCUGUGUUCAGUGAGAGUGAGCAUCAAAGCAAGGACGACUACAAAUCACAUGUUGCUGUACUAG